Molecule: messenger RNA, 966 nt
Organism: Cannabis sativa
Lineage: Eukaryota; Viridiplantae; Streptophyta; Magnoliopsida; Rosales; Cannabaceae
Exons: 2
Coding region: 1-966 (321 amino acids)
Source: RefSeq, a predicted model, not a curated record
AUGGGUACUUUGUGUGCAGGUCCCAAUCUAUCUCUUAUAAAUCAUUUCAUCUCAGGUCUUAACAAUGAAUUUUCCUUGAAAGAUUUAGGGCCAGUACACUAUUUUUUGGUAGUAGAAAUUUACAGGGAUAGCAAUGGCAUGUAUCUUAGCCAAAGCAAGUACAUAACUGACCUGCUUACAAAGGUUCACAUGGAGGGAGCCAAAAGCAGUCCCAACCCUACUAGUCCUGCAACAAAAAUGAGCUUACAAGACAGUGAUCCCUUUGAGGAUAUCACUCUGUACAGAAGCACCAUUGGAGCCUUCCAGUAUUUGAGUUUGACUCGACCAGAUGUUGCUUACAUAACCAACAAACUAAGCCAAUUUCUUCAUGCUCCAACUGUUAAACAGUGGGAAGCUUGUAAAAGGUUGCUUCGAUAUCUAAAAGGCACUCUCAUAGAAGGGUUAUGGCUCAAACCAAGUGACACCCUACAACUUCAAGGAUACACUGAUGCAGAUUGGGCCAGCUGCAUCGACAAUAGAAGAUCCACAUGUGGUUAUCUCAUGUUUUUGGGAGAUAACUUAGUGUCUUGGUCAGCAAAGAAGCAACAUGUUGUUGCUAGAUCAAGCACAAAGAAUGAAUUCAGGGCCCUUGCCAAUGCUGCUGCAGAAGUUCAAUGGAUCACAUCUCUUUUAUCUGAACUUAAAGUUCCUCUAUCUCAACCACCUAUCAUGUGGAUUGAUAAUCAAAGUGCUACUGCACUUGCAGCCAAUCUAGUAUUUCAUGCACGAUGUAAACACAUAGAAAUUGAUCCUCAUUUCGUUCAAGACCUAAUAAUAGCAAGACAACUCUUAGUUCGCUAUGUUCCUUCUUUUGAUCAAGUUGUUGACAUCUUAACUAAACCAUUGACUACAGAUAGAUUUAAUUACUUAAAAGGCAAACUUCAAAUGGCUUCAUCACCAUUUCGUUUGAGGGGGGACGUUAGCUAA